Molecule: messenger RNA, 2171 nt
Organism: Rosa chinensis
Lineage: Eukaryota; Viridiplantae; Streptophyta; Magnoliopsida; Rosales; Rosaceae
Product: F-box protein At4g09920
Exons: 4
Coding region: 414-1760 (448 amino acids)
Molecular function (GO): protein binding
Source: RefSeq, a predicted model, not a curated record
UUAAGGAUUCUCUUCUAGUCUUCUUCGCACUUCUCAUUGCUCUGUACAACCAAGCAAAGCUUUACUGCUGGGUUUAGGCCAGUAUUAUUUUCUUUACUGGGACAUCUUAUAAGGUUAUAUUCUUCACAGCUUUUGAUUGCUUAUUAUCUCUGGACUGAUAAAUAUCUUUUAUUCUUUUGUUGCUAAUUAAUUCUAGAUUGAAUGUGUGGUUUCUGAUUAAUUGUUCCCUUCAAUAUUUCUUCUGGGUCAGCUUGUUUAGAUCGAACAAGUAGAUUUCCAUGCGCUAAAAUUAAUGGGUAUCCAAGGAUUUUGUUGAAUGUCUUGAGUUUAAUAUUGAAAUACAGUGUUGCAACUUUCAAGAAUUUCCUCUUGAGUAGUUUGUAAGUGACCAAACAGAUAGUAAGUUAAGAGAUAUGGAUUCAAUGUCAAAGUUUCAAGGAAGAAUUGAGGAUAGGUUAAGUGCGCUACCAGAUGAAGUUCUUUGUCACAUACUAUCCUUCCUCCCCACAAAAUUUGCUGUGAUGACCACGGUUCUGUCAAAGAGGUGGAAAAACAAAUGGACUGCUGUUUCCAAUCUAGACUUCAUGGAAUGCUUCGAUGUUGAGUUCAAAAGGUUUGUAAAUUGGGUACUUGACUUUCGUGGUUUGUCAAACAUCCAAAAAUUCAAACUUGAAUGUUCGCGUUACUACAAUUUUCAGCGUUUACCCUACAUAGGAAUGUUCACUGUUGACCAUAGGCGUGAUAAAUAUCUCUCUCUUAUUCGUCAUUGGAUUCGCACUGCCAUUGGGCGUAAUGUUAUUGAACUUGACCUGUAUAUCGAGUUAUUUUCAGAACGACAUGAUUUUGUGUUACCUAAGAGCCUUUUUGGGUGUAAAACACUGGAGGUUUUGAAGAUUGGGCCAAAUUUUAUUAUCAAUGAUCUUCCCCAGUCAGAGAACUUCUUCCCAAGUCUCAAGUUUCUUGCUGUUUUUGUUCACCAUCCCGACAAUGGCUCAAUGGAAAAGCUUUUUCCUCACUUUCCACUACUUGAAGAUUUGGCUAUAGAUGGAAUCCUCGGGCAAAAGGAAGAUUUGAAAGUCAACAUCUCUGCACCUAAACUGAAGACGUUAAGAAUAUAUUUGCAGGUUGACAGAUGUGAUUAUCAUGAGCACAAUUUUUACAUUAGAGCUCCAAAUCUUGAAAAUCUUGAUCUCAUGCAAGAUAAUUUUAUAAAUUUUACUUUGGAAACUCCAAACUCCCUAGUCAAAGCUGAAGUUGAUGUCAGAGGGCGUUAUGCAAAAGAAAAGCCUGAUCAUACAAUUGCACUUCCUGAAGGAAUUUCCAAUGUCAAGUACCUGUCUCUCAGAGAUAAUACUUUCGAGGGUUGUCCUCUGCCUACUUUUAAUAACUUGAACCAUUUGAAGCUGUGUCUUUGUGAUUGCAAUUAUGGAAGAUUGCUAACAGAGUCACUCAAGAGUUUUCCUAAUCUGGAACAUCUUGACAUUGAAUAUAGGUCCCUAAGUCGUGAAGAACUUUAUCUACCGGAGUUUGUGCCGUUUUGUUUGUUGUCACGUCUCAAGACUAUCUCUAUAAGGGGAUUUGAGGGACAUCAAGUUGAGAUGGAAGCGGCCAAGUACUUGUUAAAGAAUGGUAGACUUCUGAAAAAGAUGACAAUUGAUACUUAUUACCUGCACAACAAACUGGAGGUGUUGUAUAAGGAAUUUUUGAUGCUUCAAAAGGGUUCACUGAAUUGUCAAGUUGAAUUUGUCGAAAUGAAAUAGGACUCCUUCGAAGUUCAAUUCCAGGUUUGUUCUAAGUUGUACAAGCACCGUCUUUGCUAAUAGAAGAUGAAUACUACAUUCAGUUUCAAUUUCAUUGCAAGCAUAUGUAACUCAGGCGUGAGUUCGAUUAUGAUGGAACACAAACUAGCUUUCUGCUUUCCCUUCUUGUUUUUAUUAUAUUUCUUCUGUGUUUCUUGAAGAACUCAGGCAGUCGGCUUGGUUCAUGAAACAAUGAUGAUAGAUUUGAUAGUUUGUCUUGAUAAAUGAUAAUAAUGAUGGAGAAGAUUGUGAUACACCGACUUUAUUUCAAUGUUGGGAUCAAGUACCAUCAUUCGGACUUGGAACCAUUACAGGCCAGUACCAGCUUAGAUCCAUCUAUUUUCCGACUCUGGGCGUCUGAGGAAUCAAGAC